This is a messenger RNA of Varanus komodoensis (Komodo dragon), 2778 nucleotides long. It is a transcript of the gene TJP3, whose product is annotated as tight junction protein 3. The coding region runs from base 1 to 2778 and encodes 925 amino acids. The record is from RefSeq and is a predicted model, not a curated record. The transcript is spliced from 19 exons. Lineage: Eukaryota; Metazoa; Chordata; Lepidosauria; Squamata; Varanidae. Gene Ontology annotation, molecular function: cell adhesion molecule binding. Gene Ontology annotation, biological process: establishment of endothelial intestinal barrier; cell-cell adhesion; positive regulation of blood-brain barrier permeability. Gene Ontology annotation, cellular component: plasma membrane; bicellular tight junction.
AUGGAGGAAAUAGAAAUUUGGGAGCAGUACACAGUCACUCUGAAUCGCGAUCCCCGUAAGGGGUUCGGCAUUGCCAUUUCAGGAGGCCGAGAUCGCCCUAAUGCUGUUGAUGAAGACACUUCAAUUUUUAUUUCCGAUGUGGUGUCAGGUGGUCCCGCGGAUGGCCGCCUCCAUGUGCGUGACAAGAUUGUUAUGGUCAAUGGCCAUUCCAUGGAAAAUGUGUCCUCCUCGUUUGCUAUUCAGACCCUGAGAACCUGUGGAAAUCAAGUUAAUAUUACAAUAAAAAGACCUCGGAAAGUGCAGCUUCCAAUCACCAAAUUUGGAAUUGCCAGAAACCCGCCUCGCCCUGGUCAGAGCUCGGUGGAAAGCCGUGAGGAUGAGUUGGAGGACAAUUUCCGUGCCCCUGCGGCGCGUGAGUCGCCACGCAGAGCCAGUGGCCGCCGCCGCAGCCGGAGUACACGGAAUCACAACCGGGGUUAUGAGGGGGAUUCAUCCAGUGAAAGGAGCUCAGGCCGUGUCCGCGGGGAGGCAGACGUCCACCGCAGGCCUCCCACAAGGAACAGGAGACGUAGCCGGCCCCGCGAAAGUGUUAGCAGCUGCUCCAGCCAGGGGGCGAGCGCCAGUGGGCUGACGCUGAUGUCCGGGUUCAAGAGGCUGCCGCAGCAGCACGUCCCCUCGAAGCCGAUCUGCUCGGUCCUGAGGAAGAACAUGGAGAACCAAGAAUACGGUUUAAGACUCGGGAGCCUGAUCUUCAUCAAACAUAUCACGGAGACGGGACUCGCAGCCAAAGAUGCGUCUUUGAGGGAGGGAGACGUUGUACUGAAGAUCAAUGAUGUGCCCAUUGCGAACAUGUCUCUGGAGGAAACCAGCCGUCUGAUCGAGCAAUCGGAGGGCAGACUCACCUUGCAUGUCUUGCACAAUAAGAACCAGCUGCUGCUCAACAUCCCUGAUGUUCAAGACAGCGAAAGCGACAGUUCUCCACUGGAUGAUAUUUCUGAUCUUGGGUCAGUCACCUUGCCGGUGCUGCCACGAGCUGUGGUCAGUUCCUAUCCCCCUGAAUGCUCACCAAGGAGUUCUCUUUCGAGAAAUUCCCACAGGGAACCGGAGCAAGAUGAAGAGCCGACUAUGGAUUUAUUCUUUGAUGAUGAGACCUCUCCCAGGGAUCACGGUGAUCGCCAGCCUGCUGUCCCCUUCCAGAUCACCAAUAAUUACAGCCCUCUUCCUAAAAUUGUGCGUUUCAUCAAGGCCAGGAACAUCGGCCUCCGUCUGACUGGUGGCAAUGAGGUGGGUAUAUUUGUCGCCAGUGUGCAGGAGGGCAGUCCUGCUGAGAUGCAAGGAAUCCAGGAAGGUGACCAGAUCUUACAGGUGAAUGAGAGACUCUUCCUUAACCUGACUCGGGAGGAGGCUGUUCAAUACCUCAUGGAUCUGAGACCAGGAGAAGAAGUGGAACUUCAUACCCAGAACAAGCUGGAUGCAUACAGGAAGAUAGUCAAGUCCACCAAGGCCGACUCGUUCUACAUCCGCACCCACUUUGAUUUUGAGAAGGAAACGCCUUCUGGGUUGAGCUUCACCCGUGGUGAGGUCUUCCAUGUGGUGGACACCAUGUACCGAGGCAAGAUGGGCUGCUGGCUGGCCUGGAGGAUGGGGAAGGAUUUCCAGGAAACUGACAAGGGGAUCAUCCCAAACAAAAGCAGGGCAGAACAAAUUGCCAGCCAAGAAUCGGCCCUCAAAUCUUCGCAGGCGGCCUCCACCUCCUCGGGGAACCGGGCUGAGUUCUGGAAGUUUCGGGGCCUGCGUGGGGCCAAGAAAACCCUUUGGAAGAGCAGAGAGGACCUGUCUGUCCUUACCAAACAAGGCCGUUUCCCCCCCUAUGAGCGAGUUGUGCUCAAGAAAGCAACAUUCAAGCGUCCUGUGGUGAUUCUUGGACCAAUUGCUGAUAUUGCGAUGCACAAAUUGAAUUUUGAAAUGCCGGAUCAGUUUGAAGUGGCUGGGAGUGUCUUCAAAGACGAUGGAUUGACCAAAGUGAUCAAGCUUGAAACAGUUUGGGAAAUUGCAAGACAGGACAAGCAUGCGCUGCUGGACAUCACCCCCGUGGCGGUGGAGCGUCUCAGGUACAUCCAGUACUUUCCCAUCGUGAUCUUCUGCGAGCCGGAGAGCCGCCAGGGCGUCAAGGCGAUGCGGAAGUGGCUGGCGCCCGAGUCCAAGAAGAGCUCCCGCCGCCUCUUCGCCCAGGCCACCAAGAUGCGCAAGUACUGCAGCCAUCUCUUCACGGCCACCAUCAGCCUGGCCGGCAGCUCCGACAGUUGGUACCAAAGCCUGAAGGAGAUCAUCUGGACGGAGCAGGGCCAGCUCGUCUGGAUGUCGGAAGAGAAGGUGGAUGCCUCGGCAGAACAGGGGCUGAAUUUUCUGAGCCUUCCCUCGGCCAUCCCUCCUGGCUAUCUGACCUGUGAGAGUCACAUUAACAGUGACUAUGAGGAGACGGAUACGGAAGGAGAGCUGUUCACAGAUCCGGAGAUGGAGGAAGGAAACUGGAAUGCAUCCCUGAUGCGCUCGUCCGAGCCCACUCAGGAAGACCUGUCUGACCGUGGAGCAGCUGCUUUGAUCUUUCCCAUUGAACUGCACAAUGAUGACCAACCAGCCCAAGGAGGAGAGCGGAAGGAAAGCUUCCAGAUGAUGGAAUUCGGGCGCAAAGCUCUGCAGAAGAAAUUCAGUCAGGCAUAUGAUUCGGAUUCAGACCAAGAGUCCUGCUUUGGUUGGGGUCCUGCCACAGAUCUCUAA